GCGGGGCAGGGCCGUGAGGGCGGGCUGCGCAGGCGCAGACCUGGCUUCAUGCGCGUGAGGGGGCUUCGGACCGGAAGUAGUGGUGUCCGCGGCUGUCGGUGAGCAUCCAGGGCCUGAAAACCUGGAAAGAACUUGUGUUUCUCCUAGAGAUCUCUGCAGGAGUCAUGAAGUGGUGGGUGUGACACUAGCUCAGCCUGGCCGCUGGCUACUGCCUCCGUUUUAUGUGGUGAUCCUGAAGGAAAAUUAGCUCUUUGAAGAGAAAGUGGUUCCUUAUUGCAGACACUGGCCUCUUUUGGAGGCAAGAAAUGAAUGAGAAUAUAUGGUCCACAUGAUCAGAACUGAGGUCAAUUUUGGGACUGCUUUGUGAUUAGCAGUAUGCCUCCUCCCAGGGGAAGGGAGGGGAGGGAUCACCGAGACCACCACUGGACUCCUAGUGAGGAAGAGGCCCCAGAAAAAUGGGACUGGAAUUGUCCAGAGACUCGUCGCCUCUUGGAGGAUGCCUUCUUCCGGGAUGAGAAUUAUAUCCGUCAGGGUUCUGAGGAAUGCCAGAAGUUCUGGACCUUCUUUGAACGCCUGCAGAGAUUCCAGACUCUCAAGACCUCCAAGAAGGAGGAGAAAGACCCUGGGUCUCCCAAACACCACAUCCCAGCUCUGGCUGACCUACCUCGCACUUAUGACCCACGCUACCGCAUCAACUUGUCCAUCCUUGGCCCUGACACUCGGGGCUCUCGGGGACCAAGCAGUCGCCUGCCCCCAGAGAGAAUAUCUGAGUUCCGCCGAGCCUUGUUACACUACCUGGACUUUGGCCAGAAGCAGGCCUUUGGGCGACUGGCCAAACUGCAGCGUGAGCGGGCAGCUCUUCCCAUUGCCCAGUAUGGGAACCGCAUCCUGCAGACAUUGAAGGAGCACCAGGUGGUGGUGGUGGUGGCUGGAGACACAGGCUGUGGCAAAUCUACUCAGGUGCCCCAGUACUUGCUGGCUGCUGGCUUCAGUCAUGUGGCGUGUACCCAGCCACGGCGAAUUGCCUGCAUCUCACUGGCCAAGCGUGUUGGCUUUGAGAGCCUCAGUCAGUAUGGCUCACAGGUUGGCUACCAGAUCCGCUUUGAAAGCACACGUUCAGCGGCCACCAAAAUCGUGUUCCUGACAGUGGGGCUACUUCUGAGGCAAAUCCAGCGGGAGCCCAGCCUGCCCCAGUAUGAGGUCCUGAUCGUGGACGAGGUCCAUGAGCGGCAUCUUCACAAUGACUUCCUCCUGGGUGUCCUGAGGCGCCUGCUGCCCAAGCGGCCUGACCUCAAGGUCAUCCUCAUGUCGGCCACCAUCAACAUCUCUCUCUUCUCCAGCUACUUUGGCAAUGCCCCUGUGGUGCAGGUGCCUGGGAGGCUGUUCCCCAUCACGGUUGUAUACCAGCCACAGGAGGCAGAGCCAACGACAUCCAAGUCAGAGAAACUGGACCCACGGCCUUUCCUGAGGGUGCUGGAGGCCAUUGAUAAUAAGUACCCACCUGAGGAGCGAGGGGACCUCUUGGUCUUCCUCAGCGGCAUGGCGGAGAUCAGUAUUGUGCUGGAGGCUGCCCAGACCUAUGCCAACCACACCCAGCGCUGGGUGGUACUGCCGCUUCACAGUGCCCUCUCUGUGGCCGACCAGGACAAGGUAUUUGAUGUGGCACCGUCUGGAGUCCGGAAAUGUAUCCUCUCCACCAACAUUGCUGAGACCUCGGUCACCAUCGAUGGGAUCCGCUUUGUAGUAGAUUCUGGGAAGGUGAAGGAGAUGAGCUAUGACCCGCAGGCCAAAUUGCAGCGGCUGCAGGAAUUCUGGAUCAGCCAGGCCAGCGCAGAGCAACGGAAAGGCCGGGCUGGCCGCACAGGCCCUGGAGUCUGCUUCCGCCUUUAUGCCGAGUCCGACUACGAUUCCUUUGCCCCCUACCCUGUUCCGGAAAUCCGGAGAGUGGCUCUGGAUGCCCUGGUGCUACAGAUGAAGAGCAUGGGUGUGGGGGAUCCCCGAACCUUCCCCUUCAUUGAGCCUCCGCCACCAGCCAGUCUGGAAACUGCCAUUCUCUACCUCCGGGACCAGGGUGCCCUGGACAGCUCGGAGGCCCUCACCCCCAUCGGGUCUCUGCUAGCUCAGCUGCCUGUGGACGUCGUGAUUGGGAAGAUGCUGAUCCUGGGCUCCAUGUUCAACCUGGCCGAGCCUGUGCUCACCAUCGCGGCCGCCCUCAGUGUCCAGUCGCCCUUCACUCGCAGUGCCCAGAACAGCUUGGAGUGUGCAGCUGCCCGGAGGCCCCUGGAGAGUGACCAGGGUGACCCCUUCACACUUUUUAAUGUCUUCAAUGCCUGGGUGCAGGUGAAGUCUGAGCGGAGCAGAAAUUCACGCAAGUGGUGCCGCCGCCGGGGUGUAGAGGAGCAUCGUCUAUAUGAGAUGGCCAACCUGCGGCGCCAGUUCAAGGAGCUGCUGGAGGACCAUGGGCUCCUGGCUGGGGUCCAGGCAGUGACACCAGGCGACAGCUACAGUCGGCUACAGCAGCGCCGGGAGCGCCGGGCCCUGCACCAGCUGAAGCGGCAGCAUGAGGAGAGCGGGGGCCGCAGGCGAAAGGUGCUGCGGCUGCAGGAGGAGCCCGCUGACUUCUCCAGCGAUGAGGAGCAUGCUGGCCCAGCCCCCCGAGGGGCCGAGGACAGUGUGGACAUCCAGGAUGUGAAGUUCAAGCUUCGGCACAACCUGGAGCAGCUGCAGGCAGCUGCCAGCUCAGCCCAGGACCUGACCCGUGACCAGCUGGCCAUGCUCAAGCUGGUGCUGGGCCGGGGCCUUUACCCUCAGCUGGCCGUGCCUGAUGCCUUCAACAGUGGCCGCAAGGACUCAGACCAGGUCUUCCACACUCAGGCCAAGCAGGGCGCCGUGCUGCACCCCACCUGCGUCUUUGCCAGCAACCCCGAGGUGCUGCACGCACAGGAGCAGGAGGCUGCGGGCCCCACAGGGAGCCGAGAUGACAAGGACAAGAUGAGCAGUAAGCACCAGUUGCUCACCUUUGUCUCCCUGCUGGAGACCAACAAACCAUACCUGGUGAACUGCGUCCGCAUCCCGGCCCUCCAGUCCCUCCUGCUGUUUAGUCGCUCCCUUGACACCAAUGGUGACUGCUCCCGCCUGGUAGCCGAUGGCUGGCUGGAGCUACAGCUCGCGGACAGUGAGAGUGCUGUCCAGCUCCUGGCAGCAUCCCUGCGGCUCCGUGCCCACUGGGAGAGUGCCCUGGACCAGCAGCUGUCUUACCAAGCCCGGCGGCGGCAGCUAGAAGAGGAAGAAGAGAUGACUGCAGUGGUCAGUCGCAAGGAGGUGGCAGCCCUAAGCCGGGAGCUGCUGCAGUUCAUGACAUCCAAGGUUCCCUAUAGCCUACGGCGGCUCACAGGGCUGGAGGCCCAGAACCUCUAUGUGGGACCCCAGACCAUCACGGCUGCCCCCAGUCUCCCUGGCCUCUUUGGCAGCUCCACCCUGUCCCCCCAUCCCACCAAGGGGGGCUACACUGUCACUGACUUCCUCACUUACAACUGCCUCACGAGCGACACGGACCUGUACAGUGACUGCCUACGCACCUUCUGGACCUGCCCCCACUGUGGCCUGCACAUGCCCCUCACGCCCUUGGAGCGCAUUGCCCACGAGAACACCUGCCCGGAGGCCCCACAGGACCUCGCCCCAGGGACUGAGGAGGCCACCCCCAAGCCCUUGCAGAAGGCGUCCACCUUGCAGAGGCCUUACCACUGCGAGGCCUGCCAGAAGGACUUCAUGUUCACGCCCACCGAGCUGCUGCGGCAUCGAAGACAGCACGUCUGAGCUGUACUGGGGACCCUGGCCGCCCCCUCACCCAGUGCAGGGCGCUGCCCACAGGCCUACCUGUCCCCCACUAUGGACCAGGGCCGGAACUGCAGGCAGCCCUCGCCUGGGCUCAGAAUUGUGGCCUGGUCCCAACCCAGUGAACCUGGAAAUAAAAUCUCAUGCUGACUCUGC
Molecule: messenger RNA, 3990 nt
Organism: Ictidomys tridecemlineatus (thirteen-lined ground squirrel)
Lineage: Eukaryota; Metazoa; Chordata; Mammalia; Rodentia; Sciuridae
Gene: Dhx34
Product: DExH-box helicase 34
Cellular component (GO): intracellular anatomical structure
Molecular function (GO): helicase activity; ATP binding; RNA binding
Source: RefSeq, a predicted model, not a curated record